This is a messenger RNA of Ornithodoros turicata, 1421 nucleotides long. Its product is annotated as mucin-2-like. The record is from RefSeq and is a predicted model, not a curated record. The coding region runs from base 151 to 1320 and encodes 389 amino acids. Lineage: Eukaryota; Metazoa; Arthropoda; Arachnida; Ixodida; Argasidae. The transcript has 12 exons.
CGUGAAGAAGACGACAUCUCGAGACCUUGCUGUUCCAAGUCACUUUGAGCCUCCAGGCCGAUUUGAACACUUCCUCAGCUCAGCUAACCUGUUCUGUCUUCUUAUUUCGUCAGAAAUCCUACAAGGCUUUCAACAUCAUACAUCAUCGUAAUGUAUGCACCAGAGGAGGACUACAACCAAUACUACUAUGGCGCGUCAGAGGGGUUGACAGACCAGUCGGGAUACGACCAGAUCACUGGAUUUCCUCAAGACUACUCUGAAGUUGAAUCGGGUUUUUUUCCCCAGGAUCAACUGCAGCCGGAGCUUUACCAGCAACCUAUGCAAUCGGGGCUUUCCCAGCUGGAUCAAAGCGGGGCACCUAGUACCGAGAAAAAGGACGACAACAUCGUCGGCUUCAUUGUCGGUAGCGUGUGUCUCCUGGUACUAAUAUCGGCUCUUGCGGUCUACCUGGUACUGGCGUCCACCGGGACCAACGGCGACGGCAGCGAUGCUGACAUACGUAGAGGAGGUGGAGGAGGUGGAGGAGGUGCAGGAGGUAGUUCACAAGUGACGGAAGAGGAUGCAGUGAUAACAGACUAUGGGUACAUAAACCCACCGCCAACGACCACAACAACAACUCCUACGACGACUAGCACGACCUCUACUACGACUAGCACAACGACUACUACUACUACUACUACGACUACAACUACGACAACUACGACGACAACGACCACAACGACUACAACGACAACGACCACAACGACUACAACGACAACGACCACAACGACUACGACUACAACGACGACUACGACUACAACUACUACGACAACGCCGCCGUUGGUGUCGACAGCACCACCUAGAUAUGACUUCAUCUUCCAACCGCUUGUUUGCACCGUCGGUCGCCGUGCCUUGCAGGAGAACAUGUACCCACCGUCCGGCAUCUGUGACGUCAUCAUCUUCACCCAUGUCUAUAUGGAAAACGGUACAUUAUUCACCGAUACUCCCGGCCCCUUCCAGACCUUCACAAAAGUCUCGGUCAGCCGCCCCACCGACAUGUUCGGCCUUUCGUUUGACACGAGGUAUGCAGCGGCAGUCCAACUCUUUACUCGCAAUCCACACAGAGCUCCACAUACACGCAACAAACCUUGGCAAAGGUUGUCUCCUCCGGAAACUCCAUAUACAGCUUUGAAACGGCAGACACCCUACUGGACAAGAUUGUGUGCACAGAAAUGGCGUACGGCCACCGAAAUGUGGGUUUCGUCUUCUACGACAGCGAGUUCGCAGCUGGCGACGCCAGUUGCGAUGGACAUCCGGGGGCGUUCGCCCGUAUGCGGUUAGUCAGGAAACGCUUUGACGAUCUCAUGCAAGGCGUUGCACCUCCCGCGUUCGAUUACACAAAAUGCAUAUUGUGAGCUGGAAAAUAAAGUGUUUACGACGAA